Trifolium pratense (red clover) is the source of this 4231-nucleotide messenger RNA. Its product is annotated as histone-lysine N-methyltransferase ATX2-like. Gene Ontology annotation, molecular function: protein binding. NCBI's taxonomy places the organism in Eukaryota, Viridiplantae, Streptophyta, Magnoliopsida, Fabales, Fabaceae. Gene Ontology annotation, biological process: regulation of transcription by RNA polymerase II. Gene Ontology annotation, cellular component: chromatin; nucleus. The record is from RefSeq and is a predicted model, not a curated record.
AAAAAUCACACGGCGGGAAUCACUUUAAACGAUAAUAAUCACUUCCAGAAAAAUUCAGAAAAAUAAUUAGAAAUUACAAAAAAGAAAAAAACAUAAACACAAACACACGCGCACAUUUUCUUCUUCUGUUUUCAACUUUUCAUUCUCUUAUAUUUUCUCUCUUAUUUUCUCUCAGAAAAAAACAAAACCCUAACAUUGUGAAAUUUCCCCUUUUUCUUCGUUCUUCAAUCUUCUUCAAUGGCAUUGCCUCCAAAUUCCGACGAAAACGGCGGAGGAGUUGCCACCGAAGAAGACACCACCAUUGAUAUUCACACAACCCAUGGAACCCCCAUUCGCUACCUCCCUCUCGAUCAUCUAUACUCCUCUACAUCACCGUGUAGUGGUUCUUCCAAUGUCAUGUCAAAAAAAGUUAAAGCUCGCAAACUCAAUAGCGAGAUUCAGUUCAACAACGGCGAAAUCGAUUCAUCGGUUAACGAUGAGGAUGAUGAUGAGAAAGAGAUUUCGAAAACGACGACGUCUUCUAUGGUGGUUUAUGAUAAACCACCGCUUCUGUAUGUCUACUCUCGGAGACGAAAGAGGAGCUCGUUUCCGGCGUCAGAGAGGACGGUGUUGAAAAGAAGGAGAAUUGGGAGUAAUGAACUGGAAAGUUUGGGGAUUGACUGGAAUUCUUUGGAGAAAUUUGAAGGACCUAGAUUGAGAGAAUGUCGCAAUCAAUUUGGGAAUUCUGCUGGGUUUAAUGGGAAUAAUAGUAAUAAGAAGAAGUUUGGUUCUGGUGUUAAGCUUCCUAAGUCCACGCCUGAUUCUCACACUUUGAAGAGAUGGGUCACGUUGAGCUUUGAUGAUGCCGAUCCCGAGGCUUUUGUCGGACUGAGAUGCAAGGUUUACUGGCCAAUGGAUUCAAAAUCGUACACUGGCAUAGUCAAACGUUACGAUAGGGAAGCUAAGAUACAUCAUAUCGAGUAUGAUGAUGGAGACGAGGAAAAAUUAGUUCUUUCAAACGAAAAUGUUAAAUACCAUGUUUCCCGUAACGAUAUGCAACGUUUAAAAUUGAGUUACGCCAAAGUUCGUGACAAUAAUGUCUCUGAUUAUGAUGUUGAAGAGAUGCUUGCACUGGCUGCAAGUAUGAACGACUGUCAAGACUUUGAGCCUGGGGAUAUCGUAUGGGCCAAGCUUACAGGUUAUGCAAUGUGGCCAGCUGUUGUUUUGGAUGAAUCACUUGCUAGCAAUUGUAAGGGUUUAAAAACGUUCAUAGGGGGGAGAUCAGUUCCUGUCCAAUUUUUUGGCACUCACGACUUUGCAAGAGUUCGAGUGCAACAGGUGAAAUCAUUUCUCAGUGGACUCCUAACCGAUCUACACUCAAAGUGCAAGAAGCAGAGUUUCAUUGAAGGUAUAGAAGAGGCAAAAAGGUAUUUAAAUGCACUGGAGCUUCCCCUGGGGAUGAUAGAAUUGCGGAAAAGAUGUACAACUGAUGACUGUAACAAUGUAAGUGGAGAGGAUGGAGGAUCUACAGAUUCAGGUGAAGACUAUAUAAAUGACAAAGGGACUUGGGAAGCACUUCAAAACACCGUCUCUUUUCCUUAUAAAGUGGGAGACGUGCAGAUUCUAAGCCUUGGAAAUAUAGUUGGAGAUUCUACAGCUUUUCGGAAUGGAAAAUCCAUCUGGCCUGAAGGGUACACAGCAAUGAGGACGUUCACUUCAGUUACAGACCCUAAAGUAUCCGUUCCGUAUAAGAUGGAGGUUUUGAGAGAUCCAGAAUCCAGAUUCAGACCACUAUUUAGAGUGACAGUUGAUGGUGGUGAGCAGUUCAAUGGUUAUACACCGUCUACUUGCUGGAAUCAAGUAUACGAAAGGAUAAAGAAAUUGGAAAAGGUUGUUUCUGAAGGUUCUGUUGCUGAUGGUGGGGUAGAAAGUGGCUAUGAAUCUGGCUCUGAUAUGUUUGGUUUCUCCAAACCGGAAGUGGCUGAACUUAUAAAGGGAUUAUCUAAAUCCAAAGUCUCUUUGAAGAAAUCAAUCCGCAAGUCAGGUUCCAGAUUGCCUCUCGGUUAUAGACAAGUUCAUAUUAAUUGGUUUGAUCUCGAUAAGUGCAAUGUGUGCCAUAUGGAUGAGGAGUACGAGAACAAUCUGUUUCUGCAGUGUGACAAAUGCAGAAUGAUGGUCCAUGCUAGAUGCUAUGGAGAACUGGAACCUGUUAAUGGAGUGCUAUGGUUAUGCAACUUAUGUCGUUCGGGUGCUCCCCCACCUUGUUGCUUAUGUCCACUCAUAGGUGGUGCAAUGAAGCCUACAACGGAUGGCCGGUGGGCUCAUUUGGCUUGUGCCAUGUGGAUACCUGAAACUUGCUUAGCUGAUGUCAAGAGAAUGGAGCCUAUUGAUGGUUUGAGUAGAAUCAGCAGGGACCGUUGGAAGUUGUUAUGCAGCAUAUGUGGUGUAUCUUAUGGUGCCUGCAUCCAAUGUUCAAACAAUUCUUGUCGAGUAGCAUAUCAUCCACUCUGUGCACGUGCAGCUGGUCUUUGCGUUGAGCUUGAGAAUGAGGACAGGCUCUAUCUACUUUCCGUAGAUGAUGAUGAGGAUCAGUGCAUUCGCUUACUUUCUUUCUGCAAGAAACAUAGGCAACCGUCUCAUGAUCAUACUGUAGCUGACGAACGUGUGCCGGUUAUUGGUCAAUGUUCAGACUAUGAACCACCACCCAAUCCAUCUGGUUGUGCCCGAAGUGAGCCAUAUGAUUACUUUGGUAGGAGAGGCCGAAAAGAACCUGAAGCACUUGCAGCUUCAUCACUGAAACGUUUGUUUGUGGAGAAUCAACCUUACUUAGUUGGUGGAUACUGCCAACAUGGGUUGUUGAACGACCUAGAGCCUUCUGGCAGAGGAGUCUGCUCUAAAUUCUUUUGCAGCGAACAGAGACUGAGAACCUCUAUGGUUGAUGCUGCUGACAGCAUACUUACUGUUGCUGAGAAAUAUAAGUACAUGAGGGAAACCUUUCGGAAACAGUUAGCAUUUGGGAAAUCAAGAAUUCAUGGAUUUGGCAUCUUUGCAAAGCAUCCAUAUAAAGGCGGAGACAUGGUGAUUGAAUACACUGGUGAACUUGUUAGACCUUCUAUAGCUGACCGGAGAGAGCGGUUUAUAUACAAUUCUUUGGUGGGUGCUGGAACAUAUAUGUUUCGGAUUGAUGAUGAACGAGUCAUCGAUGCCACUAGAGCAGGAAGCAUUGCUCAUUUAAUUAAUCAUUCCUGUGCACCAAAUUGCUAUUCAAGAGUCAUUAGUGUUAACGGCGAUGAGCAUAUUAUAAUAUUUGCAAAGAGGGACAUUAAACAAUGGGAAGAGCUUACAUAUGAUUAUAGAUUUUUCUCAAUAGAUGAACGGCUUUCUUGUUACUGUGGCUUCCAAAAAUGUCGAGGUAUAGUAAAUGAUACUGAGGCAGAAGAGCGAGCUGCUACUGUAUACGCACCGCGGAGUGAAUUAGUUGAUUGGAAAGGAGAAUGAGAUUUUAAAUCAUAAUAUUAUGCCAUGGAUUCUUGAAGAUGGACCGUUUGUCCAACAAAUUCUGUCAUGGAUUCUGCCAUUUUUCUGAAAGUGUAGUGUUGUACAUUAGUCAUUUGAUUCUCUCCAUUAAUUCAUAACCCCAACUGAGCUGUUUAUGUUGGCUCAAGGUGGUUCCUUGAUAUUCUGGUUAUGGUAAUCAGAAAGACAGCAUUUUUUUACAAAUGAUUUCAUUUGAAAUUCAUUCCUAUAAUUUAGGCUUCUAUUAAACCUCAACCAACUUGCCACUGAAUAGGUACACUUGAAGUUACAAACCUUCAUUAAAAUGUGAAGAUAUUGAGAAUGUGAGUGUAUGUAAUGGCAGAUUGUGUCAAAUUGCCUCUUGAACUGUGAAAUGAUAAUAAAUGUAUACAUACAACUAGCAAGCAUGGAAUUUCUUAAACUUUAUAAACUCUCUUUAGGUCAUAUCUCUGGUCAUUAUGAGAUUUGAAUUUUUCCUGUACUCCUCUCAAGCCAAAGGCUAUCAGGCCUGACAUGUGGAUGAUAUGGGUGGAUCCAAUAACAGAUCUAGGAAAGGCUCUCAUACAAUCUCAGGUUUUAAGUUUUCUCAACUCCACAAAACUGACUCAUGAUGUGAGUAUUGUCUAAGCUUUAUAAGUUUUGUUUUGGUUAUAUCUAUAGUCAAUGUGAGACUUGUGUAUUUUUGGAUAAGAUACAAUUGAAUAAAAAAAAAUUGCGGCUUAUUAUUAAAAUUUAA